Didymodactylos carnosus is the source of this 561-nucleotide messenger RNA. The record is from the annotation of a GenBank genome assembly. NCBI's taxonomy places the organism in Eukaryota, Metazoa, Rotifera, Eurotatoria, Philodinida, Philodinidae.
AUGAAUCGAAAACAUAGUCGACAAGUGGUAUCAACAUUGUUAACUACUGCCUCCGAGGCAGUAGUAUGGAAGGCUUCCACCUAUGAUAAACGAAAAACAAAUGUAAUUGUAAUUACUAGUGAUGAAGAUCUGGUGCAAAAUAUUGUAUCAAUGGUUCAGACUUAUGAACGAGAAGGAGAAGAUUCAACUAUAUUGAAAAAUACAAGAGAAGAAGUACAGCAGCUACGAUGUCGAGUAUUCUCAGCAAAGCGUCAGAAAACUGAUUUAACAUGUGUGAUAUGUGAAGCUCGAGCAUCGAAUUAUAACUUUAAUGUUAUCUGUUGUGAAUCGUGUAAGUCGUUUUUUCAACGAAAUGUAUCCCAGCGUUUGGAUAACAUCACUUGUAUUACUGGAACAAACAACUGUGAUAUAAAAUAUGUUAAUAAACGUAUAAUGUGUAGACGAUGUCGACUUGAACAAUGUUUGAUUGCUGGUAAGAGUAAGAAAAUGCGUAGAGAUAGAUAUUAUCGCGGCACGAUUCGCGAUAUGGCGAGUCGCACCGAGACAAUCACAGAUAUAUAA